AUGGGGUCUUUGGAAGCCGCAUCUAGGCACAGAGACCCUUUACCUGCCAUCGGUUUCCUCGGUAAGGACGGUUCAGGGUAUUCCAAGCACGCUGCUUCGCCGACCCCUCUACUCAGCCCGAGCAAUAUGUACUCCGGACAACCGCUACCGUACGCCUAUGCGUCGCACGCGACCAACACACCUUCACAAUCCGGCUAUGUGUCGCCAUCAGAGUCGCGCCGGACCCUCGAGGAUGAAAAGGAUAAAGCCACCCCGCGACAGUCCCUCCCAUCCAUCCACGAGGCCCUGGGCAACGACCCUUCCCUCCCAUACCCCGCCCCUACCUCUGCUCCUCAAUCACAACCCGGACACACCGCACCACCUUCACAUUUAAUCGGGCGCCCCGGCGCGGAAGGUCCAGCAGGACCUCCGAAUCCAUUCUCCGCCAAUGCACCACCCGCCGCAUCGCUGAUGCGGGAACCAGCCUACCCUCAUCAAUCCCAGCUCCAGGCCGAUGCCUCGCGCAACAGCCUCACCUCCAUCAACACACAAGAGUCACGCAACGCGUCUCUCAACUCCCUCAGUACGGGCAAGUCACCGACGCAGAGCGCCAAAACUGGCAUCACCUCGGUUUCCGGCUCUCAGAACUCCUCCCAUUACGAUUAUAGCGCGCCUCCUUCUGCUGGCAGUGUCGCCUCCCCUAACGGCUACAACCAUUUCCCAUCAAACUACAACUUUCCUCCCUCUCAACCGGCUGGCCCGUCCUACCCCCAAGCUCCUUACGAUAGUCGAUACAUGGGUGCGCCACGCGUGGAUGAAGUCAAGGGUGGGUUCGUGGCUCGUCCGAUACCGGGCCAGCCUCACAGCGACUCGGUAAAGCGACAUUUGGAUGUCUACGAUGUGGAGACGUCACUUAACGAGAUCGCCGAGAUGAGCACACGAACAUUGGAUUUUUCACGACAUUAUGCUGCACGGGCACACCAAACGCAACGGUCUGGACCGGUCAUGGGGUCUCUCCCAUCACUGAACGAGGUGGAGGACAUGCUCCAUAUGCAGCGUCGGAACCAAGAUGCGUUGAUCCGGAUACGGACGGCGGUCGUGAACCAGGAAGCGGCAUUGGCGGAGCAAAUGGCCCAACGAAAGGCUUACAAGCCCGAGGACGAGCAUAUGGCUCUGUACCAAGAAGACUACAAGGGCACGGGUGGGUUUGCCGGGGCAGAUGCGAAGAAACGGCGUGGAAAGGCGGCCCCUCCUGGUCGUUGCCACAGCUGUAACCGAGCCGAAACACCAGAAUGGCGUCGGGGUCCAGAUGGUGCCCGAACGCUGUGUAACGCAUGUGGCCUACACUACGCCAAGCUCACUCGCAAGAUGGGCGCCAACAAGGCGGCGACCCUGGGUUCCAACCUGAAGCCCAAGAGUGUGCUUGACUCCGCAUCCCCUACCAGUCAUUAA
Penicillium waksmanii is the source of this 1431-nucleotide messenger RNA. RefSeq names its product GATA-type sexual development transcription factor NsdD (gene nsdD). Gene Ontology annotation, biological process: regulation of DNA-templated transcription. Lineage: Eukaryota; Fungi; Ascomycota; Eurotiomycetes; Eurotiales; Aspergillaceae. Gene Ontology annotation, molecular function: sequence-specific DNA binding; zinc ion binding. Bases 1 to 1431 code for a protein of 476 amino acids. The record is from RefSeq and is a predicted model, not a curated record. The transcript has 4 exons.